Messenger RNA from Alternaria ventricosa, 2520 nucleotides. RefSeq lists its product as uncharacterized. The record is from RefSeq and is a predicted model, not a curated record. The coding region runs from base 1 to 2520 and encodes 839 amino acids. Gene Ontology annotation, biological process: biosynthetic process. Lineage: Eukaryota; Fungi; Ascomycota; Dothideomycetes; Pleosporales; Pleosporaceae. Gene Ontology annotation, molecular function: transferase activity. Gene Ontology annotation, cellular component: cytoplasm. The transcript has 6 exons.
AUGAGUCUGCAGCCGCCUUCCCUCUCCAUGAGGCCCAAGUCUCCGUCUGGAGGCUCGACCAAGGCCGUGAUUCUGGUCGGAGGCCCUUCUCGCGGCACACGCUUCAGGCCUCUGUCUAUGGAACUGCCCAAGCCGCUCUUCCCCAUCGCCGGCCACCCCAUAAUCGAGCACUGCUUCCGCGCCAUCACAAACGUCCCCGAGAUCAAGGAGGUCUUCAUCGUCGGCUACUACGAGGAGUCCGUCUUCCAGCAAUUCAUCAACUCCGUCUCGACCAUCUGGCCACACCUGAGCGUUAAGUACCUCCGCGAAUACCAGGCAUUGGGCACAGCGGGUGGUCUCUACCACUUCCGCGACGUCAUACUGAAGGGCAGGCCCGAGAAGCUAUUCGUGCUCAACGCCGAUGUCUGCUCCUCGUUCCCGCUGGUGGAGAUGCUCAAGCUGUUCGAGGACAAGGAUGCGGAGGCGGUAAUGCUGGGUACGCGCGUCGCCAACGACGCCGCCUCCAACUUCGGAUGCAUUGUCUCGGACGCGCACACGAAGCGCGUGCUGCACUACGUCGAGAAGCCCGAGUCGCACAUCUCCAACCUCAUCAACUGCGGCGUCUACCUCUUCGCGACCGAGUGCAUCUUCCCCGCCAUUCGCAGCGCCAUCAAGCGACGGACCGAGCGCCCACGGCUGCUGUCGUACCCCUCCUCCGAGAACCUCGAAUCCUCCUUCUACCAAAACGACGAUGACGAUGACAACAAGGAGAAUGCAGUUAUUCGAUUGGAGCAGGACGUGCUGUCUGACAUCGCCGACAGCAGGCAGUUCUUCGUCCUCGAGACCAAGGACUUCUGGCGCCAGAUCAAGACCGCUGGUUCCGCCGUGCCAGCAAAUGCUCUGUACCUCCUGAAGGCUUUCCAAGCUGGCUCAGAAGAACUCGCCGCCCCCUCCGCCAACAUCCUCCCUCCCGUCUACAUCCACCCCUCCGCGCAGAUCGAUCCAACCGCCAAGAUCGGUCCCAACGUGUCCAUUGGUCCCCGCGUCGUGAUUGGCGCUGGUGUCCGUGUCAAGGAGUCCAUCGUUCUUGAAGACUCAGAGAUCAAGCACGACGCUUGCGUAUUGUACACCAUCAUCGGCUGGCACAGCAAGGUCGGUGCUUGGGCGCGUGUCGAGGGCACUCCUACCCCCGUUACCAGCCACACGACCAGCGUCAUCAAGAACGGCGUCAAGGUCCAGAGCAUCACCAUUCUCGGAAAGGAGUGUGCUGUCGCUGAUGAGGUUCGCGUGCAAAACUGUGUUUGCCUGCCUUACAAGGAGCUUAAGAGGGACGUCUCGAACGAGGUCAUCAUCCAGAGUGAUCUUUACCUCGUGCUUACAUUAGGAGACAAACAGUCAAAUGGCAUUACAUCCUCACCUCCCACAAACCUCAACCCCACUCCCGACUCCGGCUCCCGCUACGAUAAGCCCAUCGCCGCGGCCCAAAAAGAUGGACUACCCAUAAUCGACAUAUCCCCCUUUAUGGACACCUCCUCAUCUCAAGAAGCCCGUUCAACAACCGCCUCCGCCAUAAACGCCGCCUGCAUAAACUACGGCUUCUUCUACCUAACCGGCCACGGCAUCCCCACGUCCAAACUCGACGAAAUCAUUGACCUGGCGCGUGAAUUCUUUUCUCUACCACUCGAAGAAAAGAACAAGAUCAAGCGCUUCGACGCCGGCAGUCCAGAAGGAGGCGACGGCGCGCGCGGCUACCAGGGGCUCGGCGAAAAUGUAACGGGUGGGCUGCAAGAUAUGCAAGAAGCCAUUGACUGGUACCGGGACUGGCCCGUUGAAGAAAGAGAACCAGGCGAUGGCGGACCAGGCAGCGUGAAGAGUCUCCAAGGAGUCAAUCUAUGGCCCGAGAAACCCGAACAGCUCAGACCUGUGUACGAAGAAUACAUAGAGAAAGUCAAGAAAGUCGGCGAAGCCCUCGUGCACGCCAUGGGCGUAGCCCUCGAUCUCGGUCCCCCACAAGAAGGCGCAACACAAUCAACGCAAGACGAAGAGAUCUUCCUGCGCAACUGCUCCGACUCCUUCUGGGUCAUGCGCAUGAUCGGCUACCCACCCCUCACAACACCCAUCUCCGGUGAUGACAACAUCGACCAAUUCUCCUGCGGCGCCCACACAGACUACGGUUGCGUAACCCUGCUCCUCACAGACCCCACUCCCUCCUCCCUCCAAGUCCUGCUCAAAGACGGGACAACCUGGCUGAAUGCAGACCCGCUCCCCGGCGCGUUUGUCGUCAACAUUGGCGAUAUGAUUGAGCGGUGGACGAACGGGGUGUGGAAGAGUACGAAACAUCGGGUUAUUCAUAGGGGGGAGAGGUAUAGGGUUAGUGUGCCGUUUUUCUAUGAGCCGAACUUUGAGGCGUGGGUUGAGCCGUUGGGGAAGUGUGUGGAGAGGACGGGCGGGAAGGGCGGGUAUGGGAAGGGGAGGUAUGGGGAUCAUUUGUUGGGGAAGGUUAGUGGGAAUUUUUAUUAUAGUAUGAGGACGGAUUGGUGA